UCAGCGCUCCUGCAAGCGACGAUAGUCGACCUUUUGAAUUUGAAGAACGUGCUCCAACAGACUGAGGAACUCGAUCUCUCGGCAUGGGUCGAAAGUGUAUCCAACGAGCUUCAGGGCGAGAAGUACGCAACAGCAGUCAGGAACUCUACGGCAGAUUUUGCUAGCAUCCUCGCCGAGGUUCCAAAGCUCAACUCCCUCACCCUCAACGCUUAUAAGUCCGACUUGCCAGGUUGCAACGGAGACUUCGCCAGCAGUUCUUCUCAACGCCAAAUCAGCCGAAUGCAGCUCGUUGCCGGCCGCAUUGCUGGAACAGACAUUGCCACAGCUAGAGAUGCUAGCAUUUUCAUGCGCCGACCUAGACGUCAAGAAGCUGUUAACGCUCGUCAAGAGUCAGCCAAAGUUCAAGAACUUGUACAUCGAAGGCGUCAACCUACUCAAGAACGGUAUGACGCGACUUGAGCUAGGACAACUGGUGGAAGAGGACACAUAUCAAUAGUGUAGCACGGCCUUGACCCAGACC
This is a messenger RNA of Pseudocercospora fijiensis CIRAD86, 520 nucleotides long. RefSeq lists its product as uncharacterized. The record is from RefSeq and is a predicted model, not a curated record. The coding region runs from base 332 to 496 and encodes 54 amino acids. NCBI's taxonomy places the organism in Eukaryota, Fungi, Ascomycota, Dothideomycetes, Mycosphaerellales, Mycosphaerellaceae. The transcript has a single exon.